AUGUCUCAGGACAAGAACAGCUACCCUGGGGUUAUGGGGGAGAACAACCCCCUCCACAACAACAUCUACGGACCGCCCCAGCCCGGGUUCGGGAUAGCCCCUCCCAACUACACCCCGGCCCCAGUGCAAGCUCCAUACCCCGGCCAGCCUGCAGCCUAUGGCCAGCCUACACCAUACGAUCAGCCUGCACCCUAUGGUCAGCCUGCACCCUAUGGUCAGCCCGGGUUUCCUCAGGGAGGCCUCGGGUUUGGACAGGGACCCUACCCUCAGAUGCCCUAUCCCCAGGGCCCCUACCCCACAGGGCCCUACCAGCAACCUGCACAGCCAGGGUUCCCUGGUGACCCCAACAGUGAGUAGAAAGUAGUGGACAUAUAGCUGUGCUUGAGACAUUUCACAUGAUUAUGUUUGGAAGAGAAGUCAUAUGGUGUCAUGGUGAAUCUAGGAAGAGGUUGCUCUCUAGACACUGUUCCUGGUUCUUCUAGGUUUACCUCCAUUCUAUGCUUUAAUGGCUAUAAGAGUGUAAAACUGUCUCUAGACCUGGGCUAACAUGCACAUUAUCCCUACACUUAAAUGUUUUGUAACUCUCAAGCCCAUAUCAUACAUCAUUAGUCCAAGUGGGCCAAAAGCAAUGUGCUCAGGGACAGUUAAAUUAAUUAUGUUACCAGUCUUCACUCCUGCUUAUGUCAGUUUUCCAUUUCAAAGGCAGGUUUGGAAAUUCUUUCUAUUUAAGGUCACUGGUUGGUUUUCCACUUAGAUGGAUGUAUUAUUGCCCUGAGAAACUGCUGCCUGUGUCUUUCACUGUCCAUCAUUAACCUAGUGUGCUGAAGAAGCACACAGUUCAUCCUCCUGAGGUUAAACUGUCUCACUUUCUGACUGACUGACUCACUGACUGAUCAAUAACUAUAUAGAACUCACCCUUUCAAUGACCCGUGUCAAAACGACACAUACAAUAGUCUCACAAUUGACAAGCAUUUGAUUGGCAAUAGUCUCACCCCUGUAGUGAUUAAACCCGUAGUUACAAUUUGGUCCUUGUUGUUGUUGUCUGGGGUUUUCAGCUUCCAUUGGUGACGGUUACCAUGGGGAUGUGCCGCCAUCUUACUACGACAACGAGGAGUUCACCAACUCUGGCUUUGAGGACAAGAGCAUCCGACAGGCGUUCAUCAGAAAGGUGAGGGAGGAGAGGGGACGGGACUGCAUGAAUGAGAACAGAAUAACGUGCUGUCAGUUGAGUGAAUGGAGGAGAUUGAAACCAAAUCAUUCUAUCAGCUGCUAGUUAUUCAGAUGUAAAUGAGCUGUUAGCUAACUCUGGUGCAAAAAUAAAUAAACUCUGGUGCAACGCAUCACUUCUCACUUUUGAGAUGUACUGUAUGUUUUGGUUGUACACUGUCCCUGUCCAAAUACACUUAAUUAAUAAAACAAUGAUCUGCUAUUCUUUUCACGUUUUUGACUAUUAUUCAAAAUAAAUACAUUCCUGCACAAAUCUAGCCAGCAAUGUUUCACCUUUUAAUGUCAAUAGCCAAUGUUGACUGACCCUUUGUCAUAGUUAUUGAGAACCUUUCUUGAGACAGUCCUGUAACAUCUGUCUGUCCAACCUUCUCCCCCUCCUCCCAGGUGUUCCUGGUGCUGACCGUUCAGCUGAUGGUCACCACCGCCUUCGUGGCGGUCUUCACCUUUGUGGACGACGCCAAGUUGUUUGUGCGGCGUAACCCCUGGACAUACUACGUGUCCUACGCAAUCUUCUUCGUGUCUCUCAUCACCCUCAGCUGCUGUGGAGAGUUCCGGCGCAAACACCCCUGGAACCUGGUGGCAUUGGUACAGCCCCACCAUGACUUUGGCUGCAUCCAACAUGGCACCCUAUUCCCUAUGUAGUGUUCUACUUCAAAAGUAGUGCACUAUGUAGGGAAUAGGGUGCCAGUAGUGCACUAUGUAGGGAAUAGGGUGUCAGUAGUGCACUAUGUAGGGAAUAGGGUGCCAUUUGGGACGCAUACCGUGUCUUUUAACCUCUAAAUAGAUGCUUUGUCUUUUGCAUCAACCCUAUAUAUCUGUUAAUAAUGUUUCGGUUUGGGACAAUGUUGCUGGAAUUGGGUAGAUAUUGAUAUUAGACUAGAGCUACAAAUAUAAGAGAGAUAUUGUCAAGAUAGAUAUUGUCACGUUUUAUAAAACCGUAAGAAAUCAACGAAGCACAGAUUAGAUCGAUUAAAGGUGCACUAUGCAGAAAUCGCUCCACCAUUUCCUGGUUGUUAAAAUUCUAAUAGUACGCCUAAUUUCAGUUUCUAUAUGGAAAAAACAAACAAGGAAGUGUAGUGUAGAGAAUCAUUGUACCAUCUGAACCGCUGUGACAUAUAUUUUCCAUAACCCCAAAUAUUGUAUUUUCAGCGGUUUGAAGCUGGUGUACAAAACUGAAAGUAAAAGACGCAAAAACGAAACUUAUAAAAGGGGAAGCAUAGAAUAGCGCAUAUAGAACAGAUCUACUGCUUCUUAGACUUGCUUUCAAAGAGAAUUACACAUCUGUAACUCACAUUUGUAUGUGAAUUUUGUUGGGUCGCCCAAAAAGUUACGUAUUGUAGCUUUAAAUACAGUUGAUGACCUGAUUUUGUCUAUAUGUUAGUUCUAUAACAUUCUGAGAGGGAUGUGUUGUGGUUGUAAUCCUGACGUUGUCUGUCCUCAGUCCAUCCUGACCCUGAGUCUGUCCUACAUGGUGGGGAUGAUCGCCAGCUUCUACGACACGGAGACCGUCAUCAUGGCCGUGGGCAUCACCGCUGUGGUCUGCUUCACUGUGGUCCUCUUCUCACUACAGGUCUGUAGUACACACAUGCACACAGGCAUGAACAAACACACUCCAUCCUUACUCCCACCUUGCUGUCAGUGUCACACUUACUGUUUUGCAAACCAUGAUAUUAUGGAGUAUUUUUCUGCCUCCAUGGCCUUUGUUUCAGUUUCACUAUUACUAUCGCAUACUGUCACUAUCGCAUACUGUCACUAUCGCAUACUAUUACCAUCACAUACUAUGGCAUAGCCUUGCGAAUUGAGGAACGUGCAGGGACUUUAACCUCAACUCCCUCUUGGGACAAUAACAAUCCUUGACAAUCCCACAUUUCCCUGUUUUCUCCCCUAAUCUAGAGCAAGUAUGACUUCACUUCCUGUCGGGGCGUUCUGUUCGUGUGUCUGAUCGUCCUGCUGCUCUUCUCCAUCCUCUGCAUCUUCAUCCGCCACAGGAUCCUCCACAUCGUCUACGCCUCCCUGGGAGCCCUGCUCUUCACCUGCGUAAGUAGAGGAACUCGCCUGCAUUUUAAUGAUGGAUUGCAUUUACAUUGCACUUUUCAAAGUGCCCAAAAGGUCUUCAUGUUUUAAGGGGGGCACUCGCCUCAUCCACCGCCAUUGUGUCACCUGUGAAAGUGUACUAAGUAAACGUGGCGUGGUUGACUAUCAGGGCAAAUUUAUGUAUAAAAGGUCUGUUGUUUACUAGGGAUGUCUGUCAUUAUAAUCAAUGUUAUGGUGCAUAUGGGAUGGUUGCUAAAUUACAGGGUUGUGGCAGGGCUAUACCAAGGAUGUAUAUCAAACCUGGCUUCAACACAGCACCACCUAUCAGUCAUCUAGUGUGUAUAUAUGUAGUUGGGCUAUACCCAUUGCGUGUUAGUGAGGAUGGAGGGAGGGGACAGCGUGUUAGUGAGGAUGGAGGGAGAGGACAGCGUGUUAGUGAGGAUGGAGGGAGAGGACAGCGUGUUAGUGAGGAUGGAGUGAGAGGACAGCGUUUUAGUGAGGAUGGAGGGAGAGGACAGCGUUUUAGUGAGGAUGGAGGGAGGGGACAGCGUGUUAGUGAGGAUGGAGGGAGGGGACAGCGUGUUAGUGAGGAUGGAGGGAGAGGACAGCGUGUUAGUGAGGAUGGAGGGAGAGGACAGCGUGUUAGUGAGGAUGGAGGGAGAGGACAGCGUGUUAGUGAGGAUGGAGGGAGAGGACAGCGUGUUAGUGAGGAUGGAGGGAGAGGACAGCGUGUUAGUGAGGAUGGAGGGAGAGGACAGUGUGUUAGUGAGGAUGGAGGGAGAGGACAGCGUGUUAGUGAGGAUGGAGGAAGAGGACAGUGUGUUAUUGAGGAUGGAGGGAGAGGACAGUGUGUUGGUGAGGAUGGAGGGAGAGGACAGCGUGUUGGUGAGGAUGGAGGGAGAGGACAGCGUGUUAGUGAGGAUGGAGGGAGAGGACAGCGUUUUAGUGAGGAUGGAGGGAGGAGACAGCGUGUUAGUGAGGAUGGAGGGAGGAGACAGCGUGUUAGUGAGGAUGGAGGGAGGGGACAGCGUGUUAGUGAGGAUGGAGGGAGGGGACAGCGUGUUAGUGAGGAUGGAGGGAGGGGACAGCGUGUUAGUGAGGAUGGAGGGAGAGGACAGCGUGUUAGUGAGGAUGGAGGGAGAGGACAGCGUGUUAGUGAGGAUGGAGGGAGAGGAAAGCGUGUUAGUGAGGAUGGAGGGAGAGGACAGUGUGUUAGUGAGGAUGGAGGGAGGGGACAGCGUGUUAGUGAGGAUGGAGGGAGAGGACAGCGUGUUAGUGAGGAUGGAGGGAGGGGACAGCGUGUUAGUGAGGAUGGAGGGAGGGGACAGCGUGUUAGUGAGGAUGGAGGGAGAGGACAGCGUGUUAGUGAGGAUGGAGGGAGGGGUCAGCGUGUUAGUGAGGAUGGAGGGAGGGGACAGCAUGUUAGUGAGUAUGGAGGGAGAGGACAGCGUGUUAGUGAGGAUGGAGUGGGAGGACAGCGUGUUAGUGAGGAUGGAGGGAGGGGACAGCGUGUUAGUGAGGAUGGAGAGAGAGGACAGCGUGUUAGUGAGGAUGGAGGGAGAGGACAGCGUGUUAGUGAGGAUGGAGGGAGAGGGCAGUUUGAAUUCCAAUGGUUGGUUGUGGGAUAUGGUAGAGACGUGAAGGAGAGAGGAUGAAGAAAGACCAUUUUACAGAUGAGAACAUUAUUUCUAUUUUAUUCAGCAUAGUCUAUGAUGAUUUCAGGCUAAUGCAGUAUGGCAGAACAUCACUGGUAACUUUUGUGGUUAUAAGAAUAUGAAGCAUUAAAAAACCAGCAUAACCUGAAAAUCCAUGUGAUGUACCUACUUAGGUCUGUAUGCAAAGCGUUACAAUUCUGCCCUACAUGAUUGCCUGAUUGAAUGUUUUUGUUGUUUUUUUGUUGUCUCUCUUGCCAUAAUAAUUCCUGACUCCAUGUUCUGUGUGGUUGUAGUUCUUGGCUGUGGACACCCAGCUCCUCCUGGGCAACAAGAAGCUGGCUCUGAGUCCAGAGGAGUACAUCUUCGCCGCUCUCAACCUCUACACAGACAUCAUCAACAUCUUCCUCUACAUCCUGGCUCUCGUGGGCCGUUCC
Molecule: messenger RNA, 5350 nt
Organism: Coregonus sp. 'balchen'
Lineage: Eukaryota; Metazoa; Chordata; Actinopteri; Salmoniformes; Salmonidae
Source: the annotation of a GenBank genome assembly